AUGAGCUUCACGUGCUUGGCCUUCUCCCUCGCGUCGCUCAACCUCGGCAACUACUCGCGCGCAUCGCUGCUCGGACUGCCCGUCGAGCUCGACGUGAGCUCGGCCGUCACACCCUGCUCCAGCACGAUCGAGAACCACGCGCACAGCGGCAGCUUCAUGGUGUCGCUCAAAGCCUCGUCCAAGUCCCACAUCGACCUCGACACCUCCGACGAUGAUGACGACGGUCACACCCACGAGCCGGCGCCGCUCUGCAGCUGCGAUUCGAAUGCCUCGACGAUCGUGGCCUCCGUUUGA
Messenger RNA from Saprolegnia parasitica CBS 223.65, 294 nucleotides. RefSeq lists its product as hypothetical. Bases 1 to 294 code for a protein of 97 amino acids. NCBI's taxonomy places the organism in Eukaryota, Oomycota, Saprolegniomycetes, Saprolegniales, Saprolegniaceae. The transcript has 2 exons. The record is from RefSeq and is a predicted model, not a curated record.